AUGAAUAUGAACGAUAGUUUCUUUGACAACAUCUUAGUUGUGAGUUAGAAUGUGAACACCAGCAAUAAACCUUAAACAAUUUGUAAAUCAUUGGAACGUACAUUUGCUGUGUGUAGUUAACCAAUUAAGUAUGUAAGCUUUUGAUGUUAUAAAAUUUACAGGAAAACUCCCCAGCAUCAUCAUACCCUACAACAAGAGGAUACCAAAAGUUAAAGGCAUUCAACUCAACAAUUGGAUUAUUAUUUAAAACAACAAAAUAAAACAGCUACACUAAAUAAUCAGUCCAAAAGUUAUCGUAGUAUCAAAUAAUCAGACUCCAAUCAUCAAACUUAGAUACCUUAAAGUAAAUUUACUCCAUUAUUCAUUACAGAAUCUUAUCUCAAACAAUAAAUGAGGUUGAAAAUUAAUUUAGAAAAUGAAGCCUUUCAAUCAAACUUAAGACACAAGACCCAGUCUUCUCACAACACAACCAAUCCAUAUUAAGGAUCCAUAGUCAAUCUCAUGAAGUAGCAAGUAAUUCACAACAUUAACACUGUAGAUGCAAAAAUAAUAGUAAAGCUUCUUGAACAUCUGUAAAACCAUGAACGAGGAUUCCAAAUCCAGGAUAUCUUCUACACAUAGAUAAUCCUUAAUCCCAUCCAAGUUAACUCAACGAUAGGAUUCUUAAAAUAUUCGAAAAAGCAAUUCUGUCUAUAUGCAGGAAUUCAGAAAGGUGUUUAGUAAAACAAAAUAUAGUAUACACAAUAAAGUUUGA
Messenger RNA from Paramecium octaurelia, 754 nucleotides. NCBI's taxonomy places the organism in Eukaryota, Ciliophora, Oligohymenophorea, Peniculida, Parameciidae. The record is from the annotation of a GenBank genome assembly.